UGGAUAAAUGCAGGGAAGCACAGAAUGUAAUGAGAUGUUUGCUGGGUAGAGCUGAAAGGGUUGCAAUCAUGGCCCACAAUCCUAACCAGCAGGUGGCGGUAAUGCACCUAGAAGUUGUAUGCCAACCGCCAAUAAAACUCGUGAGAAGAAGAAUCCGCGUCGCCGCGAUGACUUCAGCACUGACGCGUUCAUUCAGCGUCGAGUCAACUGAGCUGAGCUCUGUGCCAUCUUCACUGAAAGACGAAGACAGUUUGUUGAAGAACAGUGAGAAGAUGAGUGAUCCAGAACCCUGCCUAAUUAAACAGGAAGACACUGAAGAAGAAAUAGCUCUGCCACCACCAGUGAAAGACGAAGACGGUUUAUUGAAGGACAGUGAGAAGAUGAGUGAUCCAGAACUCUACCAAAUUAAACAGGAAGAGACUGAAGAACAAAUAGAUCUGAUAGUGGAGGAGAGGGAAGUACUGAGUGAAGACGAGGAGAAACAUCGGGUCAAAGGUGAAAUCGAAAGUCACACAAAGACGGAACAUAGCUUAUUAUUGAAAAGACCAGCUAUAAAAGCUUUCACCUGCACUCGGUGUGCAAAAAGUUUCAGCUACAAAUGUGAUCUGAAUCAUCACAUUAGGAUCCACAACGGAGAGAAACCUUACAAGUGUUCACACUGCGACAAGAGAUUCAAUCGUUCAGGACACCUGAAAACACAUGAGAGGAUCCACACCGGAGAGAAACCGUACACAUGUGAUCAGUGUGGGAAGAGUUUCGUACAGAUAUCACACCUUAAUCAACACAUGAUUAUCCACAACGGAGAGAAAACAUACACGUGUGAUCAGUGCAGCAAAACGUUCCUCGUUUAUUCAGAGCUGAAGGAUCAUCUUAAAGUUCAUAAGAAUGAGACAAAGUCUCAUACGUGUCCUGAAUGCGGAAAGAACUUCAUAUGGCACUCAAGCUUAAAAAAACAUCAGAAGAUCCACACUGGCGUGAGAGAGUAUAUGUGCUCUGAGUGUGAGAAGACUUUCAUUACAUCUGGAGACCUGAAACAGCACCAGAAAAUUCACACUGGAGAGAAACCGUACAUGUGUUCACACUGCAACAAGAGAUUCAGUCAUGUAAAACCACUGAAAGUACACGAGAGAAUUCACACCGGAGAGAAACCGUACACGUGCACUCAGUGUGGGAAGAGUUUCAGACAGUCGGCGCACCUUAAUGAACACAUGCUGAUCCACAAUGGAGAGAAAACACACAAGUGUGAUCACUGCGGUAAAACAUUCUUGAGGCCUUCAGAGCUGAAGAAACAUCUCAGAGUUCAUACAAAGGAGAAACCGUAUUCCUGUUCUGUGUGUGAAAAGAGUUUUACACAGCAGUCGCAUUUAAGUCAACAUCAGAAGAUCCACACCGGUGUGAGGGAGUACAUGUGCUUUGCGUGCGACAAGACGUAUAUUACAGCUGGAGACUUGAAAAAGCACCAGAGGAUUCACACCGGAGAGAAACCUUUCGUGUGUUCAGACUGCAACAAGUCAUUUCGACAUUCAGGACACCUGACAGCACAUGAGAGGAUUCACACCGGAGAGAAACCGUACGCAUGCACUCAGUGUGAGAAGACUUUCAGACGACCAUCAAACCUCAAUGAACACAUGAUGAUCCACACGGGAGAGAGGCCACACAAAUGUGAGCAGUGCUUCCAAACAUUUUUGAGGCUUGCAGAGCUGAAGAAACAUCUGAGAGUUCAUGCGAAGGAGAAGCCACAAGGAGUUUUACACAUCGAUGACGUUUACCUUACUGAAAACUUCACUCCGUAUUCACAAACAUCAGAUUUCACUGUUCAAUAUGUCGACUAGCGAUGGGAAGUUCGGAUCAUUUACUGACUCGGAUCUUUGAGUCUCGUUCAUCAAGAUGAAUGAAUCUUUUUUACGAGUCAUUUUGGUUCAAUUUGCCAAAAUAGUAUUAAAAUGUUACAAAUUGCUUCCAAACACAUCUACAACUAGCCCAAAAGGUUGAUCACACGACAAAUAAGUCACAAAUACAAUACUAUAAGAUGGAGAAAAUAAUAAUUCAAUGUUUACCUGCUCUUUUGUCUAUGAAGGUAUUGUUGUCUCUUUGCUCAGCUCACCUCUUCGUGUCCUCAAAUGUCAGUGGUUCGUUGACGUUACACUGACAGUCACAUAUAUUCUUAACCAAUGUUCACAGUCUGGGCCGAUAGGAGCCAUGAUAAUAAGUUCACCUUUCAAGUUUUCUGGUUCUUGAGUCGUUCGUUCAUCACGUGACAGAAUGACUCG
Molecule: messenger RNA, 2270 nt
Organism: Danio rerio (zebrafish)
Lineage: Eukaryota; Metazoa; Chordata; Actinopteri; Cypriniformes; Danionidae
Source: RefSeq, a predicted model, not a curated record